AUGGAGGAUGCAGAUAAGUUGUGCGAGUCGCUUUUGUUGUGGUUGGAAAAGCGAAAGGAGUGUGCUGAUAAGCUGUCGGCUCUGGCGCAAGAAUUGGAAGAUCUGCACAAGAGCAGCAACAUCUCUCAAGUUGUCGGAACGGCCACAUCUGUGCUCUCAAUAUUUGCGGCAGCGCUCGCCACUGUCUUCACAGGAGGUCUGGCUGCCCCUCUACAGGCCGCCGCUGCAGCGGGCAGUGUAGUCAGCAUCACAUCCACAUUGGUAGAGGCGGGCGUCUCCAGCAGUACCAUGAAUACAGCUACUGCUUUAAUCACAGAAGAUCAGAAGAUUGGGAAGAACAUUCAGGAGCUACUGCGAGGUUUGAGGGAGAGGUGUGGAGGGAAGCAGCUUGGGGCUCACGCCUCUGGAGGUUCCACCUCUGAUACUGUGGAAUGUGAGGUGGCCACUCUACUUAUGGGGGCUCUGGCUGGACGAAAUAAGAUUCCGGUUCCUCUGGACAUGCUCAGAAGCUUCAACAGGGCCACGUUCUUUCAUCAGGAAGGUGGAUUGAAUUCUGCUGAUGCCCAUGGCUUAAUUUCCAAAGCUGUUGGCCUUGUUGUCAAUCUAGGCAAGAGCGGAAUGAUUGAGGUUUCAAAAGUAUCAGCCAAAGAAAUGGUGAAGGACAUGGGAUCCAUUGGCAUGAGAACUGCUGUUAAAACAGGAUCAAGGCUGCUGGGCAUGAUUGGUUUAGAUGUGCCUCUGUAUGACUUGAUUGUGAGGUGUGAAGAAAUGGUGAAGGGCAAUCAGGUCACGGAAGCCAGCCAGUUCCUACGGGAUUCAGCAAGGGAAAUACUGGAAGCCGGGAGCAAGCUGAAGGACCAGCUGAAUGCAAUGCAUGAGAUCAUCCAAAAAUUGCUGCGAGUGAAGAAGCUUGUAAAGGAUUUGGGGGGAUAUUCCCUCACUAUGACUGAGGCUGACCAAAACAUCAUGAAUUACAUCAUAGCAACAUGCCCUGACAGCACGGUGGUCUCUUGGCUUCUGCAGCCCAAUCGUCAGACUGAAUUUCUGAACCUCAUUCGUUUUUUUGACGAGAAGUUGAUUGGCCUUCUUGAAGAUUUGCGGAAGCCUCAAGGAAGUCACGUAGACAUUGUGUUUGUGGCUCAUGGCGAAAUCACUGACCAAUUUAUGCCAGCAAGUUGCCUGGUUCCCCCACCUAUCAUCACUGAAACCAUUCUGUACUCUCCGUGGAACUGCAAAAUUGACGGCUACGCUGCAUAUUCAAUUGCUCAAGGGAACAUUGGAUUGAGGAAUAGAGUUUUUCAUAAUAAUAAUAAUAUAGUUCAAUUUGAGCCAAACCCUUUGCCCGAUUGCUGGAAUCGCAUGCGAGAAUCACGUCUCGGCAUCCCAAUGAUCCUUCUGAGCCCUGUGGGUCCUGAAGACGGAGCGUGGAGAGAGUUUCAGGCGCUACAAGAAGGACACAUUGAAAUAGAUGGCCGUGUUAUUAUUCCAUAUAUUGUCCCACAAGCUUCUGUAACUGCGUAUGGGAAGAUUCCUUUGUAUGUGUUUAUAUUCGCGUCAUGGUUUACACUCAUGGUGGCCAACGGAACAAGAGCCACUGUUCACCUGGCUGCUUGUUUGGAACGUGCGGGAAGCACGCCAAGGCCACAGGAGUGGCGGGCACAAUACGCCUGGACAAAUGAUGGAACCUUAAUGACCGUAAACGUAGAUACGGUGAAUGUGAACCCUGUGUUAUUCAGAGCCUUUAGAUCCAUGUUUGACAGAAAUAUUAGAUGAAUGACUGUCAUGAAGUCAACAACAGCUGGAUCGUUCCUGUUAUGCAACCUGUAGCAAACUAAAAAUUAAUUUAGCAUUUUUCUUUAUAUGUUUAGGCUAGAUGAUAUGCUCCUUAACUUUAUUUGAACUUGGGAAGCAUCUAUAGUUAAUCACUGAGAUUUAUUUUGGUUUCUUUACU
This is a messenger RNA of Triplophysa rosa, 1951 nucleotides long. RefSeq lists its product as uncharacterized. Gene Ontology annotation, biological process: lipoprotein metabolic process; lipid transport. The record is from RefSeq and is a predicted model, not a curated record. Gene Ontology annotation, molecular function: lipid binding. NCBI's taxonomy places the organism in Eukaryota, Metazoa, Chordata, Actinopteri, Cypriniformes, Nemacheilidae. Gene Ontology annotation, cellular component: extracellular region. Bases 1 to 1773 code for a protein of 590 amino acids. The transcript has 3 exons.